This is a messenger RNA of Sodiomyces alkalinus F11, 630 nucleotides long. RefSeq lists its product as hypothetical. The transcript has a single exon. The coding region runs from base 120 to 623 and encodes 167 amino acids. The record is from RefSeq and is a predicted model, not a curated record. Lineage: Eukaryota; Fungi; Ascomycota; Sordariomycetes; Glomerellales; Plectosphaerellaceae.
CGAGGUGUAUGAAGCCAUUCUAUCCAACGUUUCUCACCAACCGGUACACUUGGAGGUCUUCAUUUGUCAGGCUGGCGUAGUUCAAGAGACCCUUCCGCCUCGACCGAACAAGCACCGCGAUGGCCCAGAUUACGCGGACAUGGAAGAUCGAGACGUGUCUUUCGUUAUACUCAACGAGGCGCAACACUGGCGAGUUAUGCGAUGGUUCCGUCGGCAUGGCUACCACACUUUGUUCCCCUGGAUUGCCACUCCUAUUGGUUGCCUGUUUAUGGUGUCCUAAAUCCGAUGUUGAUCCGGAAGCCGCUUUACCAGGAGCCCUCGCAGCUUUGAACCUGCGGGAGCAAGACUUGUCUCCUCGAAGCUCCCUUCCGAGUGGUGUCCUCGCGAUACCAACUACCAGCUAUAAGAGCGUUCACGUUUGGCGGUUCUCCGAUGGUUCCGCGAUGGUUCCGAUGCACCAACUGGUCGCUCGGCCGAUACCCUUGGACGACGUCGUGUUGCUUGGAUCACCCCACUUCCGAACAAUCGCGGGAGAAUACCAGACGACCUCGACGAAGCAUCAGAAUCUGUCGCCAUGUCCCAAGAUGGACAUGAUUGAGACCGUCUCCGUGUGUUGCCGAUAGGUAUAUA